This is a messenger RNA of Ceutorhynchus assimilis (cabbage seed weevil), 5687 nucleotides long. Lineage: Eukaryota; Metazoa; Arthropoda; Insecta; Coleoptera; Curculionidae. The record is from the annotation of a GenBank genome assembly.
AAUCUAUGUAAUUUUAAAGUUUAUAUUCCAAGAAAACUAAGUAAAAAGGAAACACAUGGCGAAUAGGAGGCAGAACAACUGUUAUUCCACGUCAAAUAUCACGAGUGUUUAUCAUAGAUACAGAUUAAAUUAUUGCAUUACUCAAGCAAAGGGAUAAUUAAGCAUUUAUUACCACCGUAUAAAAAUGGGCUUAGCAAUGUCUUGCUUAUAUUAGCAGCAACUAUAUUUUUUUUUUUUUAAAGUUGUUAUAACUGUUUUCAGCAUAUUAUUCAAACUAGGUAAACAUGCAUGCGGAUUGACAUGUUUUAGAGUCAGUAGUCACAUUUGGCGUUGCAGUGCUUUUGUUUCACAGCAGUCAUUAAUACAGUUGUCUUAUCAACGUUAUGUCGCGUACUUGAGUAGCCUCUGUGAUUCUAUAGAGGUCUAAAAUGUAAUUUAAUAUUUUGAUAAUUUCUUUCGAAGUUUAUAUCAGUUUUGUCGGUAUCUCGGUGUUUGGAUUUCAAUGAUUAGAUUCGAGGUUUUUUUUGAACCUUCUGACCAGCUUAUUGUGUUUUUGCUAUUGUUGCUAUUUUUGAUCAGCAUGAUAAGAAUGGAGACCAACAUAUCGCCAGUCAAUUGGCAACAGCCCCUCUCAUUGAAUCGCAGUACAAUAAUUUUCGAUAUUCCUUAUCGGAGAGCCAACAUUUAUCCUGUUAUUGAUGAUACAAAAUCAAAUAAAUCAUUCCUUCACUCCCAGAAGCUCAGAGAGAGCAUUUUAGAAUCAAAACGAGUCUUUCUGAAUCACUCAUUAAAUGAUGAAAAGCCUGAAGAUGAGCAGAUGGAAGAAAAGCCUUUGCUGGGCUUCCAGUUAGACACGAAAAAAAACCCAAGUAAGAAAAUCAGCUUUAAAAUAAAAAAGCAGUCGUCAUUGUAUAGAAGAAAUGGGGGCGUUCCAAAAGUUACCAACAUACCUACAAAUAAAGUGGCGGAAUUAACCAAAAAGUUUAACGAAAUGGUGGAGAAUAGAACUUUUUGGGAAGAACAAAGAAUCAAAAUGUCUAGUGCAAAUAGUGAAUCUUCAUCGAAUAUAGUUCAUAGAGACAGUAUGAGAGUGACAAGAAAACCAAGUGUUAAAACGAAACCAUCUUUAGACGGCAAAAAUUUAGUUAUAAUAAAAACAAGAAAAACUAGCAUUAAGAAACAAAAUAGUAUACGUGCCAAAGCUGAAGUAAUAGAUAAAAAACUUGAAGAACAACAACCUAUAAGACCGACAACCUUAAACAUAAACCUAAAUAUUCCUAAAGCUAUUUUGGAAACAUCACCUAAUGGAACCUCAGUUCGCGAGGCAAUAGAAAUUUUUGAAAAAAAAUAUGUACCUUCAUCACCGACAAAACCUGCGAUUCCAGAAAAAUCACCUGCCGUUAGGAAUUUAAUGGCUAAAAUUGCUACGCUGCCGUCAUCUUAUAGAAGACAUGCUCAAGAUAAAGUAAUUGAAAAACACAUUACUGACGAAACCAAAAUGAUUGAUGAAUCCAUGAAUGUUGAAACUGUAACAGAAUUUGAGGAUGAUGCAGUACAAAUUAUUAACAUACCAGCAGUGCUCCCUCAACGACGUUGCGACUCGAUGUAUGAAACUCUUAACUUAAAAAAAAUCCAAACUCAACCGCUCAAAGCUAAAUCUGUAGAUAAUAUAAAUACUGAAUCAAAACCGGGUUUCGUAUUACCAAACACUUCAUUUCUUUGGAGGGAUAAAUCUCCUUCUAGUGCUUCAAGCAGAUCUUCAAUCAAUACACAAUUUCAAGAACGAUUGACCAAUGUUGAAAAUGCUAAGAAGCCUCCAGAUAUACCUCCUAAGCCAUCUGUUAGGAUACUAAAGAAGAAAAUGACGCUACCAGAUGAAUCUCCAAUGGAAAAAGAUGAUUUAGAUGAUUAUGAAGUAAUUGGUGAAUGUAUGAUUGUUUCAAAUGAACUUAAAGAGAUAAUAUCAGAAGAUAACAUAAUAGUCAACGAAGAAACAUUUAAAGGUUCCGAUGAGAUUACUAAACUCAUAAAUGAAUUUGAGAUUAUCGAUAGUCCUCUAACCAAUGUUAGUAAUAUAGAUCAUUAUGAGGAAAUUAAAAAAGAAGAUAAAAUUUAUGAAGAGUUGAGUAACAUGAGCACCAAAAUAGACGAUGGAUAUGAGCCAAUUGGACACAAACUUGAAGAAAGUGUAUAUGAACAAUGCCCUACGCCAAAAUCCGAAAAUAUUUACGAGACCUUACCGGCUCCUCCGAUACCGUUGAGGAGACAACAACAAGAACCUCUACCACCAAGACCUCCAUCUUCUAAUAGAAAUGAUGACACUGUUUACAAUUGUUAUGAAUCGAUUUACACUAAAAAAGAUGCGUUUUAUGAAAGUAUAUAUGGAUCUCAAUUGACCACUGACAGCGGUUCGAACAGAGACAGUGUACUUUCAUCAGACCAGAAAAGUAACAGUCUCUAUGGCCAUUCUUUGCCUAGAUUUGACUAUAACAGUGACAAUAUGUACUACAAACCUCCCAGUGAUAUUAGUGAUAGAGUUUCUGAACGCAGCGACGAAUGGGAGGAUGUUACGGAUAAUGAGGAAGGAGAAAAUAGAAUUAUUGUCGUCAGAGAAAAAACGAAAGGUCGGAAAUCGGGAUGGUCUCAGCACUUCAGGGAACAAUUAUCCAAAAGCUUGAAGGAAAACGUCCAAAGUGGCAAUGAAAACGAUCACCAUUAUGAAAGCCUGUACACUGCGAAAGAAGACGAAGACUUUGACUAUGACUCCUUUGAAAGUGAUACGGAUUCAGAUACUUCGUUUGAUAAAAUUCGAAUUGUGGACGAUAGUGGCAUAGAUAUGGGAAACAACAGACUGCCAGAACCACCGAACAACCAAAGUUAUCGGCUAAUGAAAUUCGCCGAGAAAAAUAUGAAAAAAAUAUCUAGGAACCUUACCAUGAAUAUUACCAAAUCACUCACUCGCAUGAAAAAACAUAUGUCAAAGACUGAUCCAGAUCCGAAAACCAAACCAACCUACGAAAAUGUUGAAACCCAAAACUCCAUUUUAAAACAAUCCGCUUAUUCUGCAAGUAGCGUGGAGACUUUUAAAACCCCCUCAACAGCUGAAUCUCAUUCCUCAGAAGAUCAGGAAAGGUCCAAAACACUUUUACGCAAUAAAGGUGGAUUUCUGAAUAAAUUUAGGAGAAGCAUGUCAUUGUCAACCGAAUCAGCUAAUGAAUUAACCUCGAAUCUAAAUGGAGGGAGCAAGACUAAAAGUACUUUCUAUUUAACUGAAACUAUCGAUGUUGAUAGUGGAGAAGGGCCAAGUGAAUAUUCUGAUAAAUCUUUAUCCCCGGUAUUGCGGCACUCAAGAUCACCUUUAAUGAGACCUAAAAGUCCACCACCACCAGCUCCAAUAGCUCAAUCAGAUUUACAAAAAUCAAACAGACAAGAUGGUAAGGCAGCUUCUUGGUACACAGAUUCAGGGGUGUUCAGAAACAACGAAAAUGCAGUUGGGAAAAGACCAAAUACGUUUUGGUACGCAGAAGUGGGGCUCUAUCAAGCACAGGGUAAUUCCACACCGAGUACUAGUUCAACGGAAAAUAGUGGCAGUAAUUUGAGUACGCCAAUAAAACCUUUCGAAAUACCAAGGCCAGUACUGAAACCCUCAGAUUUCAUAAAUCAAGAUGACAAUGUGCACUUUAAUAAUAUGAAAAACGAAAAUCCUUAUUAUACAGAAAGCGUGAAUAGUUAUAAUAGUGUUGAAACAAAAAAAGAUGAAUCACUGAAGCAAGAAAUACAAUUGAGGCUUCAAGAUGAACCUUUAUAUCAAUUUUACGAUGCUGCUGUUUUAGAGUCCAUCAGCUAUGGAGAUACAUCAUCAGAUUUUGAUUCUGACAAUUACGAAGAUGUAUAUGAAAAGAAGCCCACAAAUAAUGUAAUAAAAAUUCGACCCUCGGCUAUGGAAUUGGUGACACCUAACAGGAAUUCUAUCUGCUUUACUAAAACGCUUUGGUGCGAUAUUCCAGAAGUUAUUAAUUCAUCAGUAUUAAGUACUCUUAGCGCUCACCAGAAAAAACUUCAAGAAGCCAAGUUCGAGAUUCUAACUUCUGAAGCUUCCUACCUUAACUCUCUAAACGUAUUGAACAAUCAUUUUGUUCAAAGUUUCAGUAGUAACAACAUACUUGCUAAAGAAGAAAGGGAUGUUUUAUUCGGCCAUGUAGAAGAAGUUCGUACCUCUUCAGAAAAAUUACUACACGAUCUCGAGAAAUGUUGGCAAGACAACAUUUUGUUACAUGGUAUAUGCGAUAUUAUACAAAAGCACGCUGAAGAGAACUUCAAUGUUUACAUACCUUAUUGUGAAAACCAGAUGCUCUUUGAUGACACUUUAAAAAACCUUAGAGAACGUCUUGGUUUUACAGAAUUUCUAAAACAUUUGGAGAUGAGUGAAGCCUGUCAAUCUUUGUCACUCUACUCAUUUUUAAUGUUGCCUAUGCAACGUAUAACCAGGUGGCCCCUUCUAGUUGACGCAGUAUUAAAAAGAUUACCCCAGCAAGAUCAAGAAUAUUAUGCUUGUCAGUUUGCUUUGGCCACUGUAAAUAAGAUUGUAAGCCAAUGCAACGAAGCAGCCCGUCAAAAAGAACGCGAGACCGAACUUCUCAAAUUAGCCAAACAAUUAGAAUUCCCUCAGUCAGUCCCUAAAAUUCCCAUUAUUAGCCCCGAUCGAUGGUUAAUCAGAUGUGGUCCAGUAGUACACAUGCAAUCAAGAAAUGAAGAUAAUAAACUUACAUUUGGAAAGAGGUUCAUUAAAAAUAACAUACAUAUUUUUUUGUUUAAUGAUUUGUUCCUGGUGGCCAAGGAAAAAAGCGAAAAAAACUACGUAGUGCAACAAUAUUGUCCAAGGAACCUUGUGGAAUUAAGCACUUCAGAGGUGAUGCUUACAGUAACUACCAAGGAGGCACAGAAUAAAAAUUUGAUAUUUUUGACCGUUUUAGAGAAUCAGGACGGAAAAACUAUUGAAUAUUUGUUGUCCUGUAGCUCUGAAAGCGAUAAAGAACGAUGGAAUGAAGCUCUAACGCCUCCAAAAUCUGAAGAUCCAGAAGAAACCUUGUAUGAAUGCUGGGACUGUCCACAAGUGACCGCCAUUCACAGUUAUGCAGCUAGUCAACCUGAUGAAUUGGCCCUUACAAAGGGCGAUGUGAUUAAUGUUUUGAGAAAAAUGGCGGAUGGUUGGUACCAUGGUGAAAGAAUACGAGAUGGUCAAACCGGGUGGUUCCCGGCCAAUCACACAGUCGAAAUAGCCAACUUCCAUGUCCGGGCGCGAAAUUUAAAACAACGAUAUAGAUUACUAGCAUUUUCAGAAAAUUAUCUCAAGUCAAAAUAAAUCAUUUGUUCUCCAUUUUUAUAGAAAAUGUUAAGAGUAAAAGCAAGUCUCUAAGGGCGGGUAUUAUAAAACUACUUUGACAGUUAACUAAAAGUUAACUUCUGGAAUUACAUGAGGAGGAAGAAGUUAACUUUAAGUUAACUGUCAAAGCAGUUUUAUAAUACCCGCCAUAAAUAUAGUGUAGUUAUAGUUAUAUGUAUUUAACUUAAUUUUUGUAUAAACCAAUAAAAUAAAACACGUGAUGUAUUCUAGUAAAACUUUAUUUUAAAGUAUUUGUAACAUGAUUUGUAUAUAUAAAACAUUAUAUCAAUAUCCAUAUACAUUU